Messenger RNA from Aplosporella prunicola CBS 121167, 1855 nucleotides. RefSeq lists its product as uncharacterized. Lineage: Eukaryota; Fungi; Ascomycota; Dothideomycetes; Botryosphaeriales; Aplosporellaceae. Gene Ontology annotation, molecular function: amino acid transmembrane transporter activity. The record is from RefSeq and is a predicted model, not a curated record. Bases 1 to 1650 code for a protein of 549 amino acids. The transcript is spliced from 2 exons. Gene Ontology annotation, cellular component: membrane. Gene Ontology annotation, biological process: amino acid transmembrane transport.
AUGAAGGCCGAUAUACCCGCGAAUAAGACGGAGCAGCAGGAGCUGGACCAGCAGGAACCCGUUCCCGAAAAUGCCGACCACUUGCAGCGAAAGCUCUCGAAUCGCCAGCUGCAGUUCAUCGCAAUCGGCGGCUCCAUAGGCACCGCUCUGUUCGUCAGUAUCGGUUAUGGCCUCAUCGAGGGCGGCCCCGGCAGCCUCUUCCUCGCCUUCGUCAUCUACAGCUGCAUGAUGGCAACUGUCAACAGCUGCGUAGCCGAAAUGGCAGUCUUUAUGCCCGUCAGCGGAUCUUACGUGCGCAUGGGAUCGAAAUGGGUCGACGAGGCUCUCGGAUUUACCGCUGGAUGGAACUUCUUCCUAUACGAAGCCAUUUUGAUUCCUUUCGAGAUAUCAGCGCUCAACUUGGUCCUGGGAUACUGGAGCAAGGAUAUACCGCUGGCAGCCGUCUGUGCGGCUUGCAUUUUUCUCUAUGGCGUCAUUAACUUAUUCGCUGUGCGAUGGUACGGUGAGAGCGAGUUUUGGCUUUCGUCCGGAAAACUGAUACUCAUAUUUAUGAUGUUUCUUUUUACGUUUGUCACCAUGGUUGGUGGCAAUCCCCAGCACGACGCGUAUGGCUUCCGCUACUGGAGAAAUCCUGGAUCGUUCACGGCAUAUGUAACGACUGGACCCCUCGGCCAUUUCGAAGGGUUUCUCGGUGCUUUUUACCAAGCUUCCUUCACGAUCGUUGGACCCGAAUACAUUGCGAUGGUUUCUGGAGAAGCGCAACAUCCGCGGAGGACCAUAAAGCAAGCCUUUAAAACGGUUUACUGGCGAUUUGGAUGCUUCUUUAUAUUGGGAGCGCUUUGCAUUGGAAUUGUGCUGCCGUACGACGAUCCCACAUUGAACAAGAUCUUGAACAACGGGGACACUGGAAAUGCUGGAGCCUCGCCGUAUGUCAUUGCCAUGCAGAAUAUGGGUAUCAAGGUGUUGCCCGACGUUACCAACGCGCUCCUGGUCACCAGCAUCUUCUCGGCAGGAAAUUCGUACGUUUACGCCGCGACGAGAACUCUCUACGCUCUUGCCUUGGACGGCCACGCCCCGAAAUUUCUGGGGAUAUGCACGAACAAGGGCGUUCCCAUCUGGGCCUUUGUCGUCACCAUGCUGUUCCCAUUCCUAUCAUUCCUUUCCGUCGGGAACGGCGCAUCCGCUGGACUGAAGUGGUUGGCGAAUCUAACGCAAGCAUCGCAGGUCAUGAACUACAUCAUGAUGUGUAUCAUAUACCUCUUCUUCUACCAGGCCCUCCGGGCCCAAGGUUACUCGCGUGAUAGCCUUCCCUACCGUGGAUGGUUCCAACCGUAUACCGCUUGGAUCGCACUGACCUGCAUGAUCCUAACCGUCAGCACUUACGGCUACACGGUAUUCUUGCCCGGUUGGUGGAAGGUCGGGACCUUCUUUACCUAUUACACCAUGGUGUUUGUCUGCAUCAUCUUGUAUGUCGGCUUCAAGGUGUUGAAGAAGUCGAAAAUUGUGCGCUCUGCAGAGGCUGACUUGGUGUGGGAACGCCCAAUCAUCGAUGCCUAUGAGGCGGCUACCGAACCACCGUUGGGCAUUUGGGAGGACCUUGGCGCCUUCGUGGGGAUCAAGAGAAAGAAGGCGGUGGAGUAUCAGGAGUAGACGGGAGAGGAUAGAGCGAGACGGGUAGAGUGUAGCUGGUUUGGUGAAGAUUCGCGGGUAAAGCAGAUUUUUCGCGCACGGGAACUAUAGAUGGCAAUCCUACCGGCUCUGAGUCGCGUUGCCGAUGCGAGGCGAGUAGGAUUUAGUAUGGCCCGCCUCUGUCAUGUGGUGAAGACAUUUACGCCUACAUGUGCACAUUUGCGAC